Molecule: messenger RNA, 1295 nt
Organism: Tyto alba (common barn owl)
Lineage: Eukaryota; Metazoa; Chordata; Aves; Strigiformes; Tytonidae
Exons: 7
Coding region: 307-1182 (291 amino acids)
Source: RefSeq, a predicted model, not a curated record
AGCGGCGCUCGGGAUCGGGAGCUCCGACUGUCGCGACUUGACGCGACAGGCACCGUGGCGGAGCGGCGGGCUCGGGGCCCGCAGCGCCUGGGGAAGGUGAGCGUGUGAGGGGAAACGUCCGGCUCCCGCUUGGCCGAGACUUGCCGCCGCCGGGACCCAGGACAGGCCUCGUCCCCUCCCGAGCCCGGCGGGGGCCCGGCCCGGCUGCCCAGCGCGCGGCGGAGGGCGGGGGGAACGCGCGAUGGGCGGCGCCAUCUUGGGGGCGACGGGAGCCGCUCGGGACCAAACGUCCUUCCGCCCGCCGCCAUGGGGUCGCGGGAGCCCUGCCGCCGGCUGGAAGCGGUGCUCGGCGCCCUCUACGACCUGGGUGAGGAGCGCGGUGCUCGGGGCGCGGCGAAGGACAGCGAGGCGAGCGUAGGGGCGGCGGCGGCGAAGAAGAAGAAGAAGAAGGAGAAGGAGGAGGAGGAGAACCGAGGACCGCAGCCGGCGGCGGGCGGGCGGCGGGGAGCCCGCGACUUUUUUGGGGAGCUGCGGGCUGAGCUGGCCGCCGCCGGCCCGCCGCCCCCCGCCACGCCGCCGGCCGUGGAGGUCGUGGUGUUUCGCGGGAGGAAGAGGAAGGGGCGGCCCAGCCCCUCGGUAGCACCCACCGGAGGUGCCCAGACCAAAAGAGUGGAUGAAGAUAAAAAUGUGAACGAACAAGAAUUUAACUUUGAAAAAGCUCGUCUGGAAGUACACAAGUUUGGAAUCACUGGCUACAAGAAGCAGGAACAACGUAUAUGGGAACAGGAGCGUGCUAUCAUGCUGGGAGCCAAGCCCCCCAAAAAAGAACAUGUGAACUACAGGACUUACCAGGAGAAAAUGAAAGAGAAGAAAAUGGCAAAGGAGUAUGAUAAGGGAAAGCAGGAACAUAAAGGUGAUUCUCUCAAGAAGAAGAAGAAAGAACAGAAGGAGAGGAAGGCCAAAAGGAAGAAAUCAGUGCCUAGCAUUUGGCCUGCAGGACAAGUUGGAAAAUUCAGGGAUGGGACCUUGAUUCUGCAAAGCCAUGACAUAAAGAAAUUAAAUCAUCUAAAGUUAUCAAAUGAACCUAUGAUACAGAGCAAAAUGGACAAUAUACAUAAGAUAGAAUUCACAUUGCUACCAACACAGAUUUACAGAGCCUGUCGCCUUUCUGCCAUGUCCUAAUUUUUUUACCUUAUUUGUUGUUGCAGGAUUUUCUACAUUCCAUUCUGACUUGGGAAGAAUAUGAAAAUUUACUGUUUUAUAAAUAAAAAUAAGACUUUAUAUUAAGAACUUUA